AUGACUGAAGAGCAAGAAGGCAGUCCCAAAAGACUUUUGCAGGUAAGGAGCGCUGGGCUGGGCGCCCUGGGGUCGGCUGGGAGAGGCGCUCGGGCUGUGUCGCCGCCGCCGCUCCUGGCUGGCUCGGGCUUCAGAUACCCAGUAGCCCCCUUCUCUCUUCUUGCUCCUGCAGGGGUGGUUUGGGCGAGAGGAGCAGCCAAAGCAGAUGAAACUACUGACUCGCUGUCUGAAACACUGAGUGAAACUACUCUGCCAUUAACUAUAGAAGGCAGUUCUGUACACACAAGCAGUGAGGGGCCUAAGGAAUCGGUGCAAUAUAGGACUGCGGAAAUUGCUGAUGCUAUGAUGGGUAGCAGCGUGCCUGCUGGUCAGCCUGUAGUAUUAUCAGUUAUUCCAGGUGAGACAAAGGAUACAUUUGUCUCUGAGUCGGACACAGGCACCUGUGAUGCAGCAGUUGAUGGUGAAUGCAGUGCACAGGGUAUUGGUGCAUCCUUGGCACAGCCUGGAUUUCAUGCUCAAGAGCAAAUAAGAGACCCAACUAUAGUACUGGAGGCAGUGCAUCCUUCACCCACAGAAGACUCUAAUAGCACAGAUGCUAUGAAAACUCCCAAAGUCAAUUGUGAGGAAAGAAAUAUUACAGGGAUAACAAAUUUCACGUUACAAAUCUUGAAUAUUUCCCAAGAUUUAAUGGAGUUCUUAAAUCCAAAUGGCAGUGAUUGUACCUUAGUCCUCUUUUAUACCCCUUGGUGCCGCUUCUCUGCCAAUCUGGCUCCUCACUUUAACUCUUUGCCUCGAGCAUUCCCAACUCUUCAUUUCUUGGCCUUGGAUGCUUCUCAACACAGCAGUUUAUCAACCAGGUUUGGAACUGUGGCUGUUCCUAACAUCCUUCUCUUUCAAGGAGCUAAACCCAUGGCAAGAUUUAACCACACAGAUCGAACCUUGGAUACACUGAAAGCAUUCAUUUUUAAUCAGACAGGAAUAGAGCCCAAGACUGACGUGUUGCUGACUGAGGAAGAUCAAGCAGGUCCCCUGCCUAGCACAUUGACUAGAGGAGUAGAUUGGCUCCUUUUGUUUUCUUUACUGUUUCUCAUCAGUUUCAUAAUGUAUGCUACUGUUCGGACUGAGAGCAUCCGUUGGUUAAUACCUGGCCAAGAUCAAGAGCACCAGGAAUGAUCUGUGAAGUGAAAACUUUAUGCUUUCAGAACAAGUUAAACUACAUAAAAUUGUAUGGUGGAGCGACUCCUUGUGAUUUAUUAUUAGCCCAAACUCUUGUUCAUCACACAUUAAAAGUCACAGAAAAAUUGUGGUAA
Molecule: messenger RNA, 1310 nt
Organism: Hemicordylus capensis (graceful crag lizard)
Lineage: Eukaryota; Metazoa; Chordata; Lepidosauria; Squamata; Cordylidae
Gene: TXNDC15
Product: thioredoxin domain containing 15
Exons: 6
Coding region: 1-1173 (390 amino acids)
Biological process (GO): cilium assembly
Cellular component (GO): cilium
Source: RefSeq, a predicted model, not a curated record